Molecule: messenger RNA, 1500 nt
Organism: Cylindrotheca closterium
Lineage: Eukaryota; Bacillariophyta; Bacillariophyceae; Bacillariales; Bacillariaceae
Source: the annotation of a GenBank genome assembly
AUGUCAAUCUUUCUAAAAAAGGAUCGUCCAAACGCCAAAUCGACAUAUUAUGGGAGUAGUCUUCCCGCUAGGAUACGAAAUGGCUGGAAUUAUUCAGGCAAUAAUAAUAAGAAGUCUUCAGCAUCAUCGUCCUCAGCGAACAAUAAUGCUAGUAAUCACAUUCGAGGUGGCUGGAGAAACAUGAGAGCACGGACAAGUGAAAAGGACAAGGAGAAUCAUUUUGGCAAUCGACCAGGGGAACACGUUACGAUUGAAAAAGACAAUCAGAAUCAUGAAGAAGAGGCCUACUGUAAUGCUGAAAAUACUUCUGCUACGAAUCAUGUUAUUGAUAUUGGCAACAGCAAUGAUGCUACGAACAACAAAAGCUCUGGAGUAGGCCGUGCACGGGGUGGUGGUGGUGGUGGUGGUGGUGGCCCCAUUGGUACUGAAGCCAUGAUUGAACAACAUUUGGAACGCAAUUCCAAGUUGUUCAAAUAUCCACCACAAGGCUAUUGGACACGCAUCGAGCUGUCCAUUCUUUACAGCAUGGUGUUGGAGCCUACCAUUUUCCCAGCGUCUGCCGUGUGCGAACACAUUCAACAAUCCCAACAAGAAUUUGCGGAUGCUGCUGCUGAUGCUGAUGCCCACCGUAAGACUGACCCUCAGCAACCCCAGCAUUUCAUGGAACCCUAUUUGUACGAACGUCCUCCACCAGGACAAUACACGGCCCAAAUGACAGUCUCCUAUCAACAAUUUGUGGCCUUACUUGUGCUAGCCGGAGAAGAAUGGCCCGCCGAAUCCAAAGUCCCACAGUUACUUUGCCAAUCCAUGGUCCAAUGCAUUGUCCAAUAUGCAGAUCGGCAUGGUCUUGAUCGUCAAGUCGAAUUGAAUCAAGGUCUUCAAAAACCACUCGAACAGUACAGUCGCAAACGUGGUGCCAAGAUUACGCUGAGUAGCAUGUGGCCGGUCUACGUCGGUGCCAUUACCACGGCCUUGACAGGGACGGCCCUGCCGUUAGGGAUUAGUUACGUGGCCAGUUUUGCCUUGAAUGAAAAGCACGUCCAAAAGGAAUGCGUGGCCGAAGAAAAUCGCCUGCACUACCAACUUUCCAUGGAACGGGCGGCCAAUCCGGAACACGAAUCCUUGUUGGACGAUAUUGAUCAUUACGAUGCUUACUACCACGAGGAAGAGGAAGAAGAAAUUCAAUUGUGGGAUGACGACGAGAAGGAUGAGAAGAAGGAGAAGAAGAAAAAUAGUGGAUUGUUUGAUGACGAUGAUAAUAAUGAUGAGGAUUACAGUUUUGUGGCCCAGGAAGUAAAGCAACAACAACAACAUCAGCAGCAAUCCAAGAAAACACCAACAUCUGCAUUGGCAGGGGCUGGAUCCAUGUUACUCUUGGGCAAUUCCAUUCGGGCGCAACACCAAGACGAGCCUGUCAAGAAGCCAGCAGUCUAUGUCAAGGCGGUGUCUACGGUAGAUUCCAGUGACGAGGACGAUGGUGAUGGUGAUGAUCUGCUGUAA